Molecule: messenger RNA, 1026 nt
Organism: Oncorhynchus gorbuscha (pink salmon)
Lineage: Eukaryota; Metazoa; Chordata; Actinopteri; Salmoniformes; Salmonidae
Product: B-cell CLL/lymphoma 7 protein family member A-like
Exons: 5
Coding region: 327-986 (219 amino acids)
Source: RefSeq, a predicted model, not a curated record
GCUGUCGCGAAGAGUCCUGCGUAAUAAUAUAAAUAGUCACUUUUGCCACGAGUACUAUCGUGCAAAAAAAUAAUUACCCUUUGUUUUACCUAUAAUAUUAUUUCAGACUCUUCAGGCAAAGUUUUCCAUAGUUGAGUUUGUGUGGCUUUGUUCUGCUGUCUGUAUUACUGCGGGGAAACAAGGCGCAUCUCUGCAGCGGGCCCUACUCGCUCCUCUCCACUUGGCGCAAGCGCGCUGGCUCCUCUGUGCGCUCUGUACGGUGUGUUUGCAUUGUGUCAGAACUGCCAGCGAGCUUUAAAAUAUUUCCAAUCCUUCCAAACGCGGCAAUGUCGGGCAGGUCCGUACGAGCCGAGACUCGAAGCAGGGCGAAAGAUGACUUCAAGCGGGUUAUGGCCGCGAUUGAGAAAGUACGGAAAUGGGAGAAGAAAUGGGUGACAGUUGGAGACACAUCCCUGAGGAUCUUCAAGUGGGUUCCAGUGACUGAGCCCAAAACAGCAGAUGAAAAGAAGAAGGGGAAGGAUGAGAAGUAUGGGUCAGAAUUGACCACACCAGAGAACAGCUCUUCUCCUGGGAUGAUGGACAUGAAUGACGACAACAGUAACCAGAGUUCUAUCGCUGAAUCCUCCCCUGUCAGGAAACGGAAAACCAGCACUAGCCCAGCCCCCGAACCCACCACCGUAUCCCAUGGCGACAACAGUGAGGCCAAUAGCGACCAGAGCCCUGACUGCAAGAGGGUGAAGAGCAACCCAUCAGAGAGAGGACAGGGGGACAAGAGAGACAGCAGCCCGACUUCCUCGGGAGAAAAGGACACCUCAGACAGCCGCAAAGCCACUCUGGUACUCUACUCUAUAUUCCACCAUAUACCCUGGCCAGUCUGGUACUCUAUAUUCUACUCUUCCUCCACAAAGAAUAUGAGUGGCAUGAGGGCCUCCUUAAAAAUCAAAGCCUCCUUAAUCUCUUUUUAUCCCAUCCACAUUUUUUAUUGAAUAAAUGGACAAAUUGAUUUCCUCAGAUAUGGUUGUGUUU